Molecule: messenger RNA, 1542 nt
Organism: Electrophorus electricus (electric eel)
Lineage: Eukaryota; Metazoa; Chordata; Actinopteri; Gymnotiformes; Gymnotidae
Source: RefSeq, a predicted model, not a curated record
GCCUGGGAACGUUAUCCACCCUCGCUCAGUGCUUUACGUAGUGUUCCAAACCCAAACAAAGAUGCGCACGCUGUCUGCAGUAUGACUACUACUAUUUACUACGGUUACGAGGGAUAUUUGUUUUUUCCUUUUGCAAAAGGGAGAUCUGUAAGCGACUUGAAUUGGACAGUGUAAGACCAACAGGAUUUCCCUCUGAGCUGCAAAGCCGUUCUUACCUCCUCCGUAUUCUCUGUUGUCUCUGUGGACAUGGCCCACCAUAAGGCACUAUCAGACUCAUUGCUUGGUGCCCAGAAUGAAGAGCCCAUUGCCUCUCAACCAGAGGCACACAAGCAGGGCUAUUCUGUCCAUGCAUCAGAUUCCUUCCCUUGCCUGCGCCCCCUCAAUUUGUCCCAGCAAGCCCAGGAAGAAGCACGCCGCCCUGGAGAGGUCAUCGUUGUCAUCAAAGAGAAGACUGAGAAUGGUAGUAGGUCAUGGGCUCUUCUCUUCCCUAACACAAGAUAAAUUGUCAACACUUAGUCUCUCAUCUCCACCCCGGCGUCAUCACUCCGUACCCUAUGCACGUCCUCCUCCACUGGGUCAUACACGAAUGGCCAGCAGGUCCAGCUCCAUAGCCUAUACGGCAUUCUCAUCCCGUCCCUCAAUCUCACGCCACUCCAGCUUGGCCACCAACCCGCCGCUGGGCUGCUCCAAACCCAAGGACUACCUAGUCCUGGCCAUCAUUGCCUGCUUCUGCCCUGUCUGGCCAGUCAACAUUGUGGCGUUUGUCUACUCUGUCAUGUCUCGAAACAGUCUGGAACAAGGGAACAUUGAUGGAGCCAGGCGGCUUGGUCAGGUUGCCAAGCUACUUUCCACUGUGUCAGUCAUGGGUGGAGUUGUCAUUAUUGUGGCCUGUGUUGUAAAUCUGACAAUUAAUGUGAAAUCCUGAGUUAAACCUUUGCCUUGGAGUCUAACUUCACAUCAUACCCCUGAUUGGAAGACCAUGGCCUAAACAGUCUGAUUUCACUCUCUUUCUUAACACAAUCUUAGCUAAUCUGUUAAUUAAUAAGAUGACACCUGUCAUAUUUUUUAAUGCUGUAAUUAAUGUAACUGAUGAAAGAUCUCGUAAAGCUGAAUUAAUCCUCAAACACCACCACAAGAAAUGGGAGCAAAAAUACAAUUUCUGGUCAUGUCUGGUCUGUCAUGCCACAGUUAGGAUUAUUUUAUUGGGGUUAUUUUUAGAUCUCCAAAAAGUGUUUGUUGUAUUAAACAAAUUUCCACUCUUUAGUACAAAAGUGAAACAGCAUGGCCAAUAUAUUGCAGAGGCAAAACUAAAAUGUGAAAGCAACCAGCAGUAAAAACUUUACUACUUAGUCCAUUAUUUGAGAAAAGCAUCAAUUGGCAGACAGAUGAUGAAUGAGUACUGCAAUAUCAAUGGAAGAUCAAACAGCUGAGAAAAAAAUACUGCAGUAUGUUUCUUAUUUGGGACAGACAUAACAGCCCCAGAUAGUGUCCUUGUAGUUUGAAGAGAGUUUGAAGAAGAGAAAUAUUGUAUUUAAGUGCAAA